UAACAAUGAUCAAACUUGUGUUAAUAUUGACUUUAAUUUGUUUGUAUUUUAAACAUGUGUUUGCGAAGAAAAUCGAAUGUGGUUACAAGCAAUGCCCCCAGACCAGAGAGGGAGCGCUGAACGUGCAUCUCAUCGCGCACUCACACAUGGACGCUGGCUGGGUGAAGACAUACGACCAGUACUACUACGGAUCUAAACCAACAGUCAGCACGGCGAACGUUCAGCUCAUUUUCCACUCAGUCCUAUCGGAGUUGCUCCACGAUAAACGCAGAAAAUUCACGUUUUCGGAGGUGAGCUACUUCUGGCGAUGGUGGAAAGAGCAGCGGCCAGCAACGAGGGCCACCUUCCGAGGUUUAGUUCAGGAGGGCCGGGUGGAGUUCGCGGGCGGAGGCUGGGUCCAGGGAGACGAGGCCACGACGGACUAUCUGAUGAUUCUAGACCAGUUUACCUGGGGACUCAGAAAGAUGAAUGACACCCUCGGUCCCUGUGGCAAGCCGAAGGCCGCCUGGCAGAUCGACACAUACGGCCACUCCAGGGAGCACGCCUCGCUCCUGGCUCAAAUGGGCUACGAUGGACUCUUCAUAGGUAGAGUGAAUCACAAGGACAGAGAAGCCAUGUUGGAGGAAGAAAGAAUGGAGUUCAUGUGGAGAGGGAGCGAUGUUUUAGGCAAGAUGUCGGACAUAAUGACGCACACACUGUACAAUCUGUACAACGCGCCGGACGGGUUCUGUUUCGACUUCCUCUGCAACGAGGAACCGAUUAUCGACGACCCUGACAGCAAGGCGUACAACGCCGAGAAACGGGUCAACGACUUCAUAACUCAAAUCGAGCACCAGGCCAAGUACUACGAACACGACAACAUCAUGGUGACCAUGGGUGGUGACUUCACGUACCAGAGCGCUGCCAAUUGGUUCAUGAGUAUGGACAAACUCAUCAACCACGUGAACACGCAUCCCGCCAACAUGUCGGACAUAAACAUCUUCUAUUCGUCUCCGUCUUGUUACCUGAAGGCGCUGUACUUGAAUGGGCGGAGGGACAAAGCCAUUUACACUGAAAAGGGGGAUCACCUGCCGUAUGGUAGCGACUCCAGCACGUACUGGACCGGGUUCUACACGUCGAGGCCCAGCAUCAAGUAUAUCACGAGGAAGACGCACAUUUUUCUUCAGAUAGCGAAGCAGCUGACAGUCCUCGCUCGCAUGGGAGAUUCCUAUGAACUGCAUCUGCUGAGACACGCGCUCGGCCUUAUGAUGCACCAUGAUGCCAUAACAGGCACUAGUCAGCAGCACGUGGCUAACGACUUCGUGAAAACGCUGAGCGAAGCUUUCGUGGCGUGUACGAAGAAGGUUUCUACUUUACUGAGCUACCUGACACCGACGUGGGCCGGCACUCGGCGGUCGAAGAGUAACCAGCAAUUCAACACGUGUUACCAAAUCAACAUGAGUCAAUGCCCGUUUGUCGAGGGUCAAGAGAGCCUCCUCCUCCUAGUAUACAACCCUCAGAGCGUGAAGACGUACCACUACGUCCGGCUACCGGCCAUAGCCCUGCACUACAUCGUCAGGAACGCUUAUGAUGAGGAGCUGGAGUAUCAGCUCACCCCACUGGCCCCAGCGGUCACCAACCUGCCGGGGCGGACCGCCACCACCAACCACGAGCUGCUCUUCGAGGCGGAGAACAUCCCACCCCUGGGCUACGCGUCCUUUUACGUCACGGCCAUCAAGGAUCCUCUGGGAGAUUUAGAGUACAUGAAGAAUAAGAAGUUAGGUCCUGAUCCAGAAUUGUUCACGCAGAUCUCCAAUGAGUAUCUGAAGGUACAGAUUAACAAGCAGACCGGCUUACUGGAGUCCAUUCAGCACGUGAGCGGCGCGAAGGUUCAGGUCUCCCAGAACUUCCACUACUACGGGCAGACCAGGGGCAGUCUGCAGUCAGGGGCCUACAGCUUCAGGCCUGACCAGCGACCAACACCUAUAGCAGAAAAAGCAACAUACAACACGAUUCGCGGAGCCCUAGUGAAGGAGAUCCACCAGCGCUUCUCCAGCUGGGCCUCACAGACCCUAAGGCUGUAUCGAGGGGAGGAGUACCUCGAGCUAGACUGGGUCAUAGGACCAGUGCCCAUCAGCACAGACCUGGGGAAAGAAGUGGUGUCCAUCUUCACGAGCAACAUCAGCAGCCGCGGGGAGUUCUACACCGACUCCAACAUGAGACAGAUGAUGAAGAGGAGCUGCUGGAAUGAGUCUGCUGGUCAAGUCGUCAAAAAGCCAGUGGCGUCGUGUUACUACCCGGUCACGUCCCGGCUGUGUAUUCAAGCAUUCAACGCUAGCACAGGAAUGUGUAUUUUGACAGACAGGACUCAGGGCGGGACUUCAUACAACGACGGGGAAAUAGAACUUAUGGUCCACAGAAGACUUCUAACUGACGAUGGCUUCGGUUUGGACGAGACCCUGAAUGAGGAGGAGCACGGGACGGGGCUGGUAGUUCGAGGGCAGCAUCGGCUGUUCCUCGGCAAACAUAAGCAGGACGGUAAGACAGGCUGUCUCUCUCACACGAGCCUUGGAUGA
Molecule: messenger RNA, 2555 nt
Organism: Cydia amplana
Lineage: Eukaryota; Metazoa; Arthropoda; Insecta; Lepidoptera; Tortricidae
Product: lysosomal alpha-mannosidase-like
Exons: 22
Coding region: 6-2555 (849 amino acids)
Biological process (GO): mannose metabolic process
Cellular component (GO): lysosome
Molecular function (GO): carbohydrate binding; alpha-mannosidase activity
Source: RefSeq, a predicted model, not a curated record